Molecule: messenger RNA, 1575 nt
Organism: Nothobranchius furzeri (turquoise killifish)
Lineage: Eukaryota; Metazoa; Chordata; Actinopteri; Cyprinodontiformes; Nothobranchiidae
Gene: ube2na
Product: ubiquitin-conjugating enzyme E2Na
Source: RefSeq, a predicted model, not a curated record
ACGCGGGAAAACCGGAAGUCAUGUGUUUGCUGUCAAUGCCUAUGAGAGAGCGAACCCACUGAGAGCUAAAAGCCCGCAUUUAAGACAAGAUGGCAGGACUGCCCCGCAGGAUCAUUAAGGAAACUCAGCGCUUGCUUGCAGAACCGGUUCCUGGCAUCAAGGCGGAACCAGACGAAGGAAACGCCCGCUACUUUCACGUCGUCAUUGCUGGACCUCAAGACUCACCGUUCGAGGGUGGCACGUUUAAACUUGAACUCUUUUUACCAGAAGAAUAUCCCAUGGCAGCUCCUAAAGUGCGUUUUAUGACCAAAAUAUAUCAUCCCAAUGUGGAUAAGUUGGGAAGAAUAUGUCUGGACAUUUUGAAAGAUAAAUGGUCGCCAGCUCUGCAGAUUCGUACAGUGCUGUUAUCCAUCCAGGCUUUACUAAGUGCUCCCAAUCCCGACGAUCCACUAGCGAACGAUGUUGCAGAGAAGUGGAAGUCCAAUGAAGCUGAAGCCAUAGAAACAGCAAAGACAUGGACCAGGCUUUAUGCUGGAAACAAAAAUGAGAUUUAAAGCAGCCCAACAGGUGGAGACUGAAGCGGACAUCGACUCUUGUGCUGCCAAGAUCUCCUCCAGCUUCAUUUGCAUUUAAAGGACACAGCCUCUUAUUUUUUAUAUAUAUAUGUAUAUGAAAACUGCUGAUAUCUGGUGAUUUCAGUGCACAUUAGUGUGACUCGUCUUCGUCCUAACUCACUACUACUCAAAUGCAUGGGCAGAGGUUUAGAUCUACUCACCUUGCUUUUCUUUGUCUGACUGGGGAGAUGGAGGAACGAACUACCGAGUGAAAGGCUGAAUGUGGAAUAUGACAUAUGUAAAUCUUUUUAUGUUUUAACUUUGUUUUCUGUGUUUUGUUUAUUUAAAGCUACUAAGUGCUACCAGCCUGUGGUAUGUGGUCCCUCACCCUGAGGGUUUUAGCCUGUGUGCACCUCCCUGCAGGAAACAAUCAUCGCGCCAAUCCUUCACACCUGGAUUGAACAGAGGAACUAAAAACCCAAACUGAGCCAACCGUUCUUUUAACAACCUCUCUCCAUCUCAGCUUGACGUCCCGUAGGGCCUCAGGAUGAGAGAGUGGGAUAAACACGAUGGCCGACGUGAGCCUUUCUUUACUUCUCAUCCAUGUUGUGUCAUUAGAUUUUAAAUGUGAAUUCUCCGUGCUCCUGCUGUACUAACUAUUGUCGCUUCUUUCUCCGAUAUGCCACCUAAGUCUACAAGACUCCGUUUUACUUGCUCCAAAUGGGAUUUGGUUCUUAAGGGAGCAGCUGUGUUAGAGCCAGCAGUUGUCUGGUGCUGAGAUGAAUUGGGGGUGUUUGAAGAGACACUGAGUUGUUGAGGAACCAAACAAACAACAGAUCAGCUAAAUAUUCAACUUGGAGCAGAAGUGAUUGGUCUUUAUUUUGUUCUCUCUGUAAAUUAUGUCUUUAUAAAUCUGAGGAGAUGUUUUCUUGCUCAGAAUGCUACGAAACAGUUCACCUGCAUACUUUUAUGUUCUGUAAAUAAAUUCUGAUGAUGAAUAAAUACGUGUUUGACUCUUGAA